GGUAGUACGCUCAAAGUAACAGAGAAAUAGAAUAUUAUUCGGAAAAUACUGCUUUAUUUAAUUCUGAAGUACUUGGAUUUUUAAAAGCAGUGGACACUGAGGUGUGAACAUACUAUUAAAGCGUUAGUUGUAUAUAAUAAAUGGAUAAGAUUCGAAGAUUGUAUUCACUUAUCGAAACGUAAUGAAAUGAUUUGAAGUGAUAGGAAUUUUUAAUCAUGGUUUUUGACAGUGAAUUGGAGAUAUAUAUGUGUCACAGAGGAUAUCUUUGAUAAACAAUAUUUACGAUACACGAAGUUCAUUUAAGUGCUAAGAUCUAUACAGUCAAGAUAAACAAGGUCGAUUCCGGAUGGAACUGCUUCAGGUGGUCGCUCUUGUGAGCACACUUUCAACAAUAGUUGAAGGCCUCCAGUGCUGGCACUGUAUUGCUGACGACUGCUCUGACGACCCGAGUGGAAACUACAAGGCCACAGAGAAAUUGUGUAUCGCUGAGCAAGCAUGUCAGAAGGUAUAUUUUGAGAUGCUAGAAGAAACUGAGAGGGGCAACUUUAUUCACACGUCGACAGUACGAGGAUGUUCAAGUGGGUGUAAGUCACGUAAUGACUUUAGAAACUGCACGCAUCAACAACGAACGUCACGUGGAUGUGUCCGGAAGGACUGUUGUAGUGAUGCUGACCUGUGUAACAGUGCAAACACUUUGCAGAUUGGUUGGUCAUUGUCUGUGAUCAUAAUAAUUUUUGCAUUGUGAAGAUGUGUGUUAUUGUCUGUGAUGAUGAUAAUUCGCGUAACGAUGUAAACGUUGUGCUGAUUGAUGUGUCUUUUUCUGAGAAGAUUUGUAACAGUGCAAACAUUGUGAAGAUGAGGGUGUGAUUAGCCUUGAUUAUUAAGAUUUCUGUAACACGGCAAAUAUUGUGCAGGUGGGUGUGUCAUUGUCUGUAAUUAUGAUGAUUUGGCGAAAAAUGUAUUAAUUUGUGAGCAUGAGUGAGUUGCGCCAGGUAGUCUGACAAGUGUAACAUUGCAAAUAUGACGAUUGUCUCCCAUGGUCUGUGCUUAAAGUGAUUGUGUCACAGUGAAACAAGGGUAAGAUUGUUUGUGAUCACUUAUCAUGGACCG
Molecule: messenger RNA, 1110 nt
Organism: Mya arenaria
Lineage: Eukaryota; Metazoa; Mollusca; Bivalvia; Myida; Myidae
Exons: 3
Coding region: 347-745 (132 amino acids)
Source: RefSeq, a predicted model, not a curated record